Messenger RNA from Zingiber officinale, 1650 nucleotides. Its product is annotated as protein SAR DEFICIENT 1-like. Gene Ontology annotation, cellular component: nucleus. Gene Ontology annotation, molecular function: sequence-specific DNA binding; calmodulin binding; DNA-binding transcription factor activity. Bases 177 to 1451 code for a protein of 424 amino acids. Gene Ontology annotation, biological process: regulation of salicylic acid biosynthetic process. The transcript has 9 exons. Lineage: Eukaryota; Viridiplantae; Streptophyta; Magnoliopsida; Zingiberales; Zingiberaceae. The record is from RefSeq and is a predicted model, not a curated record.
CAAAGUCUAUCCUCAGCUUCCUAGUUUCUUCCGGGCAGUUUCCCAAACUCCUAUUUAAUUCUUCACGUCCUUGUUGCGGCCGUAGCUUCUGAUUUCUUUUUGGUUAAUGACCACGAAGCGUCUCCAGGCGACACGAGAGAUUCGUCAUCCCCACAAAACCAGUGACAACGGGAGUCAUGGCUACUAAGAGGCUUCGCCAGGACGCCGAUCAAGAUCCCGAACUAUCCGACUGCAAGCAGAUGCGUCGGCUUCCGUCCUUCCCAACGGUGAUUAGAGAGGCAGUGAUGGCUAACUCCCUGAAAAACAUUUUAGUUUCCUUGGAGCCAAUGCUGCGCAAAAUGGUGCAAGAGGAAGUAGAGAGAGGAGUAAGCCAAAGUAUUAGCUCGUUCGAGAGAUCUAAUUCGAUACACAUCGAACCGGCCUCAGAAUCAUCAAGCUUGAAGCUUGUGUUUCAGAACCAUCUGUCUCUCCCCAUAUUUACAGGCAGUAAAAUAGAGGGCACGGAUAGCAAGCCGCUUCAGCUGGCCAUCGUCGACGCUUGCACCGGGGAACCUCCGGUUUCGCCGCUGAUGUCGACUGUCAAAGUGGAAGUGGUGGUGUUGGACGGAGACUUCCCGGGAAGGGAUCAACCGAAGUGGAGCAGUUCCGAGUUCCAGAACAAUAUCGUGAGGGAGAGAACAGGGAAGAGGCCAUUGCUGGCUGGUGACGUUAAUCUCACGCUGAGAGAUGGCUCGAUUGCGAUCCCGGAUCUCUCCUUCACCGACAACUCGAGUUGGAUUCGCAGCAGGCACUUCAGGAUUGGCGCCAGGGUUGUGGCUGGAAGCCAUGAAGGGCCGAAGAUUAAGGAAGCUAUGACCGUGCCAUUCAUGGUUAAGGAUCACAGAGGAGAAUUGUACAGGAAACACUACCCACCAGCUCUUGGUGAUGAGGUGUGGAGACUGGAGAAGAUCGCAAAAGAUGGAGCUUUCCACAGAAAACUCUCGGAUGCAAAAAUCUACACUGUCCAAGACUUCUUGAAGCUGUUGGCCGUCGACGCUCAAUCCCUUCGCACUAUACUGGGGAUGGGGAUGUCAGACCGAGUGUGGGAGGCAACGCUUGCUCAUGCUAAGACCUGCAAUGUGGGAGAAACUCUUUAUCUGUAUCGAGGAACGCAGUGCAGACUUCUCUUGAACCCUGUAUGUGAACUUGUGGAGGUUGUCUACGACGGCAUCACACUCUCAUUGCAGAAUCUAAGCAACCCUCAAAGAACCUAUGUACAACAUCUGGUUAGGGAGGCUUAUCAAAACUGGGACAAAGUGGAAGAGACUAAUGCGCUAGUUGACCACAACAUUCUUCGGCCAAAUGAAGAUUGCCAGCUUGAAGACUAUGAAAUCCUUGAUCCUUCCCUUUCUUACUUGGUAGAAACAAAGCAAACGAGUACAUCAUCUACGAUGGGCAAUAUGUUUUAUUAGGCCCAAUUAAUCUCCCCGAUUGCUUGAUUGUGAAUUUAAAAAAAAAAAACACUUGGCAAGUUGUCGUGGGGGCUUAUGCAUUCUUUUGUUUUUCAUCUGUUUAUGUACUUUUUAUUUACAAUGUUUUGUAAAUUAAGAUUGCUUCCGCAAAUGGAGUAGAAUGAUAUACAUAAGAACUUGGGCACUUUUAUCUUGCUCA